Nannochloropsis gaditana CCMP526 is the source of this 726-nucleotide messenger RNA. RefSeq lists its product as uncharacterized. The record is from RefSeq and is a predicted model, not a curated record. The transcript has 2 exons. Bases 1 to 603 code for a protein of 200 amino acids.
AUGAAAGCGGCAAAGGCACCUUUCAAUUUCGGAGGACAGAAGGGCAGCAAAGGCAGCGACAUAGCGGCCCUCGAGUCUGCGCUACAGCAACUUCUCCUCCGCGCUACCGAUGCCCGCCCUACCGCCACUGCUCCCCUUCCUUCCGCCAGUUUUUUGCCACGGUCGAUGCUCCGGACCUUGCUUUCCAGCGGCCUUGAUGCUGCGGCUCCGGAAAGCGUACGGCUGUUAUCGUAUCGCGUGCUAGCCGAGGGGAGAGGCAUUGCGCGGCAGGGGGGAGCGGCACCGGAGGCAAUCGAGAGCCUGAAGGCAGUCGUCCUGAGAGAGCUUCAGACCGACAUGCAAGAGGAAGGACAAGACCGGGGCGUGGAUGAAGGCGGAGGCGAAGACGUCUUUGCACAGGUCGACGCCGACACGGACAAUGUACGCAUAUGGGCCCUCCGAGCAUUGCUGAACAACGCAACGGACGCGCAUUUGCUCUUGUUUUUAAGGUGUGGCAACUUGGAAGGCCAGGUCACGGUCCCUGUAUUCUCGUCAGACGGGGUCUCGUUGCUUUCCACGGUACUGCUUCGGACUGAAUCCGCAGGAAAGACACGGCCUUCCUAACGGGCCUGAAGGCGGCCGUUUCUCCACCCAGCCCCACCGACCCGCUCAGACCCGCCGUCCUCUUCUAUCUGGGAGUACAAGCCUUGCCUCGCCUCGCCGCUGCCCUCCCUUCCCUCCCCCUCA